Protopterus annectens (West African lungfish) is the source of this 2370-nucleotide messenger RNA. RefSeq names its product DExD-box helicase 52 (gene DDX52). Gene Ontology annotation, biological process: maturation of SSU-rRNA. NCBI's taxonomy places the organism in Eukaryota, Metazoa, Chordata, Ceratodontiformes, Protopteridae. Gene Ontology annotation, cellular component: 90S preribosome. The record is from RefSeq and is a predicted model, not a curated record. Gene Ontology annotation, molecular function: nucleic acid binding; ATP binding; RNA helicase activity.
AAUGACUGUCUAUGGCAAUAGUUUCCGGUAGGGAGGAUUAUGGGUCAACAUGGAUGCUUUUGAUUUGUUUUGCCGGUUAGGUGCUGGAGCAAGGUUUGAUUUGAAGCGCUUUGGUGAAGAUGCAGAGAGGUUCAAGGUGGGAAAGUCAAAAGACAUUGAUUUCAGCAAAACUUCAAAGUCAGCUAAAGGACUUGAUUUUUUUGGGACUAAGCAGAAUGAUACAAAAGAGGAAAACAAAUGUGGAACGAGGAAGAGCAAGACUGAAAUAAAAACUGUGAUACCUAGUAGUGAUGAAUUGGGAGAGAUGAACAAAGCCCCUGUUUCUUUAGAAAAAAGAAAGCGUGUGGAGAGCUCAAAAAAGAAAAAGAGGAGGAAAAAAGAAGGGAGUGACGUGGACACACUGGACAGUUUAGUGAAUGAUGAUGAUGCAAUACAGUGGAUGUCCUCCCAGCAGUCAAACCUUAAACAUGUGGGAGAGAGUGGAAACGAAAAGCUUACGGCAGAGAAGCUUGAACAACUCAGACAAGAGAAGAUUAACCAUUUCAGAAACCAGCACAAGAUUUAUGUUCAGGGAUCUGAUAUCCCAGAACCUGUUGCCACCUUUCAACAGCUGCAAGAAGAAUAUAAGGUGCAUCCAAAGAUUAUGGAGAAUAUUAAAGAAGCAGGCUUCCAGCUGCCAACCCCAGUCCAGAUGCAGGCUAUUCCCAUCAUGCUGCAUACACACAGAGAGCUUGAAAAAUUGUCUGAAGGGACUGGCUUUAGGACACACAUGAUUCACAAGACUGCAAUGGCGGCAAAGAAAUUUGGACCAAAAUCUUCCAAUAAAUUUGAUAUUUUGGUGACUACUCCCAAUCGACUGAUUUAUUUGUUGAAACAAGAUCCUCCAGCUGUUAACCUGAGCAAUGUUGAGUGGUUGGUCGUUGAUGAAUCAGACAAACUUUUUGAGGAUGGCAAAACUGGAUUCAGAGACCAAUUGGCCACCAUAUUUCUGGCAUGUACUUCUCAUACAAUAAGGAGAGCCAUGUUUAGUGCAACAUUCGCACAUGAUGUGGAGCAGUGGUGUAAACUAAACCUGGAUAAUGUGAUUUCGGUAUCCAUUGGAGCAAGGAAUUCAGCAGUUGAAACUGUUGAACAAGAACUUUUAUUUGUUGGCAAUGAAGCAGGAAAGCUUUUGGCCGUGAGAGACCUUGUCAAAAAGGGCUUCAGUCCUCCUGUACUGGUGUUUGUUCAGUCAGUAGACAGAGCAAAAGAGCUGUUUCGUGAGCUGGUGUAUGAAGGGGUUAAUGUUGAAGUCAUCCAUGCAGAAAGAACACAGCAACAGAGAGACAACAUUGUGCAGAGUUUCAGAGCUGGAAAAAUCUGGGUGCUUAUCUGUACAUCACUCUUGGCCAGAGGAGUUGACUUCAAAGGGGUGAAUCUAGUCCUCAACUAUGAUUUCCCAAACAGUGCUGUGGAGUACAUUCACAGGAUAGGCCGCACUGGAAGAGCAGGGCAUAGUGGAAAAGCAAUUACAUUCUUCACAGAAGAUGAUAAACCUUUAUUACGAAGCAUUGCAAAUGUUAUCAAGCAAGCUGGUUGUCCAGUGCCAGAUUAUAUGAUGACCUUACACAGACUGCAAAGUAAACAGAAGAAAAGAAUGAUGAAGAGACCUGUGAAACGGGAACACAUCCUUACAACCCCACACCACUUCCUGAAGAAAGGCUCAAAGAAAAAAGCUGGCCAGAAAAGAGAGAGAGAGAAUAAAACAAAACUGGAAAAUAUUGGAACCACGGAUGAUGAAUGACAGUCUGUAGAAGCUGCAGCAGUGCUCUUUGGCUUCCAUGUCAGCAGAUUGACUCGACUCCUUUAUUCACUGUGACUGCCAAGCGAUGCACCAUCCUUGCUCCUACCUGCAAAAGUGUACAGAGUUGCCUAGGGAGGGUAUUAAGAUAGUAUUAUCUGCCAGUUACCAGAGUACAGUGCCUAAUCAUGCCGUGUCAUGGAGGAAGGAAAGCAUUUAAUGAUUUUCAAAAGUUUUAAAACUGUUUGCAGCAGGUUGCAUAGUCUUGAAUUUGACAGUUGUUUCAGUGGUACUCAAGAAAUACUGCAGCAGUCUUCAAUGCAUUUCACUUGCUUACUAAUUGAGGCCCAUUUCUUAUUUUUGAAAUGCUGUUCUCCGUAAAUACUAGGCAUUCAUUAUUGUGUUAUGUGAACUGUGCACAAAGCACCUUUUUCCCCAGUAAAGUUGUCUUGUGGGGUCCAAACACCAGGUAUUGACAAAAACUCUUGGUGAUUCUACUUGUUUAAUGGAAAAUUCCCUUUAUUUUUAAAUGCGUAUUUGGAAUAAUGUAAAGACUUGUAUACAAUAUAAAACAAAUGUUUUAUAAUAUA